Messenger RNA from Drechmeria coniospora, 861 nucleotides. RefSeq lists its product as uncharacterized. Lineage: Eukaryota; Fungi; Ascomycota; Sordariomycetes; Hypocreales; Ophiocordycipitaceae. The transcript is spliced from 2 exons. The coding region runs from base 1 to 861 and encodes 286 amino acids. The record is from RefSeq and is a predicted model, not a curated record.
AUGCUUGAUCUGCCCGAUGUCAAGAGAGUUCGCCGAGAGGACCUCGAGGCCUCUGAAAGAUGCGACUGGAACGGAAGCGGAGAUGAGAGUGUCGAUGCGGAACUUUAUGCGCGAUUGAAUGCUCAGAUUGCGCAAUCACUGGGCCUCGACGUCAAGGCCAAGCCAGCCAGCCACGCGACGGACGAGCCUCGACAAAAUGUCACCGCCAAUGUCAACGACAGCCGCAAAAGUGCCACGGAGGAGACGAGUGACGUUGGCAAUCAAGACGAAACCGUGGGCGAAUUCGAGUUUCGCCUUUUCAGCUCGGCGGCAGGGGCUGCCCCCAAGGUCAUCCUGGACGACCAUCUAGCGGCGCAAGGCGAGGGCGGUCUGGUGCAUCAGCGGCCUGAAUCCUACUACCUCGUCACCAGCGUCACUUCUGCCCUGAGGCAAGAGUAUGCGUGUGUUGCUGUCAGCGGCGAGGAUGUCCACGAACGCUCGCAAACGAGGUUCUGGGGUUGCGAAGUUCCAUGGAAGGUGACGAAAAUCAGCAGCACGAGAAAAGACAAGCCCCGAAAAAAGGCCCCCAACAAUGACGAGCCAGAAAGAGACGAGGCGACGGGAGCAAGAAAAAGGAAGCGUCCUGGGAAAAAGACGAGGAUCGCGCAGCGGAAUAAGGAGAGGGCAAGGAAAAUCACGGCCGAGGCGGUGAAAAUGCAGCAGAUGGAAAAGGAGGAGCACAUCAAGGAUAAAAAGAAGAGGCUCAAUAGGCUAAAGAAGCUGAGAAAGAGGGCGAAAGAGAAGGAGAAGAAGUCGGCAGCGACGACGACGACGGAACCUGAUGCAGAGGUGGCCUCGUCCGAUGGCGAGUCUGAUGUCUAA